GCCGUAGGACCCAACAGAAAUAUUGAAAAGGAAAGGCGCACAACUCUAUUUGUUGUGCUACAGACAACACAACACCACUUCCACUUACUUACUUUUUUCUCAAAUCCAUUUUCAUUUCACACACAAAUUACUUUCUUCAUCUUCUUCUUCUUGGGGUUUUGGUUAAUUCUGUUGUUUCAUUUUUAGUAAUAAUCAUGGGUGGUUUUCUUUGAGAAACAAAGUUAGGGGUUUUAUACUAUAAUAAAUGGGAAAUUGGUGCUGUAGGGGUCAACCUUCAAUUUACAGAGUCUCUUCUAAUGCAAAAUCUGGUAGUUUCAGACCACUUAUAGUUGGCUUGUCAAAUUUACUUCCUUUCAGAGUCUCCAAAGGAUGAAAGUCCAUCUCAAAAGGCAAGGAUGGAUCACAGUAAGAUGCCUUCGAAUCCUGAAGAAGUAGAAGACCUGCGUCGUAGCUCAGCUACAAAUCCAUUGAUUGCAUUCUCCUUUGAUGAACUUAAGAUAAUAACAUGCAACUUUAGACAAGAUUACAUGCUCGGUGGAGGAGGAUUCGGAAAUGUUUAUAAAGGAUAUAUUACUGAAGAUUUGAGGGAAGGAUUCCAGCCAAUUACAGUAGCUGUUAAGGUUCAUGAUGGGGAUAAUAGUUAUCAGGGACACAGGGAAUGGCUGGCUGAAGUGAUAUUUCUCGGCCAACUUUCUCACCCAAAUUUAGUAAAGUUGAUUGGUUACUGCUGUGAAGCUGAACAUCGAGUUCUUAUAUACGAGUAUAUGGCUCGGGGAAGUGUUGAAAACAAUUUGUUCUCAAGAGUAUUGCUUCCUCUUCGUUGGUCCAUUAGAAUGAAGAUUGCCUUUGGCGCAGCUAAGGGGCUCGCAUUUCUGCAUGAAGCUGAAAAACCUGUUAUCUAUCGAGAUUUUAAGACAUCUAAUAUCCUGUUAGAUCUGGACUACAAUACAAAACUCUCUGAUUUUGGCCUAGCUAAAGAUGGACCAGUUGGUGACAAAUCUCAUGUUUCUACUCGCAUAAUGGGAACCUAUGGAUAUGCUGCCCCUGAAUAUAUUAUGACAGGUCAUUUGACUCCUAGGAGUGAUGUUUAUAGUUUUGGAGUUGUUCUUCUCGAGCUUCUAACGGGAAGAAGAUCACUUGAUAAAUCGAAACCAGCCCGAGAACAAAACCUUACAGAUUGGGCAGUACCAUUGCUUAGAGAAAAGAAAAAACUGCUCAAUAUUAUAGAUCCAAGACUUGAUGGAGAUUAUCCCAUAAAAUCUGUUCAUAAGGCUGCAAUGCUUGCUUAUCAUUGCCUAAAUCGCAACCCGAAAGCACGACCUUUAAUGAGAGACAUUGUAGAUUCCUUAGAGCCUCUUCAGAUACCUGGUGAAGUUCCAACAAGUGAGAAGCCUACUUUGACUGUGAUCACUGAUACGCCAAAUGGAGUUAUGAAAGAGAAGGUGCAAACUUGAACAUGAUUACAAGGUUUUCUAACUUCCCUAGCAUUAAUAGAAGAUUUGAUACAAUAAUUUACUUUCCUGUAAUGCAUUACAAUGUUUGGCUUUUUGGUAAUACAAAUAAACACACUAUUUAUUUAGUCUCCCAA
Solanum pennellii is the source of this 1588-nucleotide messenger RNA. RefSeq names its product probable serine/threonine-protein kinase PBL16. Lineage: Eukaryota; Viridiplantae; Streptophyta; Magnoliopsida; Solanales; Solanaceae. The transcript is spliced from 6 exons. Gene Ontology annotation, biological process: protein phosphorylation. Gene Ontology annotation, molecular function: protein kinase activity; ATP binding. The coding region runs from base 396 to 1454 and encodes 352 amino acids. The record is from RefSeq and is a predicted model, not a curated record.